AUGAGUCAAGAAAAAAACAACUGCACGUCAGUUGAUGAGUCGUUAAAGUCAUACUACCUGCCUGUGAUGUACAGUAUCAUCUGUGUAGUGGGACUUGUGGGGAACAUCAUCUCAAUCACCAUUUACCUGGUGAAGUUGCGUCCAUGGAAGAGUAGUAGCAUCAUCAUGGUAAAUCUGGCCAUAGCUGACCUCCUCUAUGCCAGCAGCAUGCCCCUUCUGAUUCACAACUACAUCUCUGGCAAGUGGAUCAUGCAUGAGAUUGUGUGCAAAUUUGUCCGGUUCAGCUUCCACUUCAACCUGUACGGCAGCAUCCUCUUCCUCACUUGUCUGAGUGUGUUCCGCUACGUGGUGGUGCUGCACCCUCUGAGGGCGGCCCAGGUGCAGAGGAAGAGCUGGGGCAUCCUCGCCUGCCUGGCGGUCUGGCUCGUCUCCCUGGCGGAGAUCUCUCCCAUGCUCACCAUGGUCACCGUGGAAAAAAAAGGCGACAGGACAGUAUGCCUUGACUUUGCCAGUAACGAUCCGGCAGAGACUGUGUGGUUGUAUGGCUGGUUGCUCACAGUGCUAGGCUACCUGCUUCCCCUGGUGGUGGUGUCCUGGAGUUACAUCUGCAUUGCCAGGGAGCUGAAAGUAGGGCCUCACAACGGCCAGUCUGGCCGAGUACGAGCCCGCAAGCUGACAGUGAUGAUCCUAGUGGUGUUCGUUCUAUGCUUCAUGCCCUACCACAUCCUGCGCUGCUUACGGCUGUACACCAGGACUCUGGGCUCCGUGUCUUGCAUUCUGGAAAAGGGGGUCAAUGCUGCCUAUAUCAUCUCCAGGCCCCUGGCAGGCCUCAACACCUUCUUUAACCUGGCUCUGUACACCCUGGCUGGGGAUAGAUUCCAACAGGCCUUGCUAGGUCUCCUUCAGUGGAGGCCGAGUUUCACCAGGACAUCUAUUAGCAAACCAAACAUCAACAGCAUCUCAAGGGCUUGCCUUGUAAAUCUGAAAUAGAUAUUUUUUUGUAUAU
Hypomesus transpacificus is the source of this 1006-nucleotide messenger RNA. RefSeq names its product 2-oxoglutarate receptor 1. Gene Ontology annotation, cellular component: plasma membrane. Bases 1 to 990 code for a protein of 329 amino acids. The record is from RefSeq and is a predicted model, not a curated record. Gene Ontology annotation, biological process: G protein-coupled receptor signaling pathway. The transcript has a single exon. NCBI's taxonomy places the organism in Eukaryota, Metazoa, Chordata, Actinopteri, Osmeriformes, Osmeridae. Gene Ontology annotation, molecular function: G protein-coupled receptor activity.